Molecule: messenger RNA, 3082 nt
Organism: Penicilliopsis zonata CBS 506.65
Lineage: Eukaryota; Fungi; Ascomycota; Eurotiomycetes; Eurotiales; Aspergillaceae
Exons: 3
Coding region: 356-2950 (864 amino acids)
Source: RefSeq, a predicted model, not a curated record
AGGGUUAGGGUUAAAGGGUUUUCCACCCGCCUCCUUUACCACUUCUUCCUUUUUCUAUCCAGGCACCUUCUCAAUACCAUCUCCAAACCACUCCACGAUCAUCUCGAUAUCUCAUUACCUACCAGCCAUAACUAUCACGGACUAUCAACACUUCUUCCUAUCGGAGAUCCGAAUUUGCCCCACCCACGCCCGCCUUCAGACGCGCGCAGCUCAGCGAAACCAGCCCAGCCACCCUCUUCCAGGUCGUUGGAUUUCCACGUUCACCCCCCCGAGGGGGGCCUUUCUAGUAUUAACCCUGCCAAAUUUUGAAAAAUAAAAAAUAAAAAAUAAAAAAAAAAACAACAAAACUUGGAAGAUGGCGACGGCCACGCUCUCGUCCCCGGCGGGAAACGCCGAGGUUAGCAAACUGGGUGCUGCGUCGCCUCCGUUGCGCAAACGCGUGACGAGAAGCCAGAGUCGGGAAAGGGACGCGGUGGGCUUGACGGGGAAGCAGGGGGAAGGCGAAACGAAAGAAAUGGUCGGGAAGGAGAAGAAGAAGAAGGGGGGGGAGAAACUAGAUGUCAUCGAGGAAACGGGCGAUUCUUCCCCCGAUUCACCGGACGAUGCGUUCAAUAUCUCCGGGACAACACUGCUGGCGAUGGACUCGGAGCUGUACGCGGACGAAAUUGACCCUCUCAUGAUGGCGGAGGUGCUGCCGGACCUGCAACAGGCGGCGAGCAGUGUGCUGGAGCAUCUGUGUCCGGCGACGGCGGACCCGGCGCGCAUCGUGGAGACGGCCAAACGGCUGCGCAGCGUGACAAGCACGCAGAGCAGACUCCUCAUGCGAGCCGUCAAGCAUUUCACCGACGAGGCGGCAUACUUUGGCAAGGGGACCUUCAUCGAUGUCGGCAUGGUCAGGCGCCUGCUGCCCAUCAUCUCGCGCGAGGGCGGGCUGAAAUGGGCCCCGGACCCGGUCAUCUUCCAUGCGAACUGUGCGCGGCUUGCCAUCGAUGCCCUGCUGGCGGGCAACGGGGCCCCCCCGGCGCGCGAGACCAUCGAGAUCCUCGAGACGACCUUCCCCGCCCCCUUUGUGAGUGCGUUUGGCCAGGCCGAUCGCAAGAACGGACUGCGGAAAGCGACUUUUGAUCUCGCGCUGGACAUUCGAACCCAGCACCUCCGCAUGAGGCUCGAGGCCCGCCAGCACGACGACGCCGCCGCCGGAUUCGAUCCCCAGGCCAUCCUACAGGAGGUCUUCUUCUUGUUCUACGACAAGGAGUCAGGCUCUGCCCUCCGAGGAUUCCCCCUCGAGGGCUUCCAGGACAAAGACGGUCGGCUCCCCCAGGAGUUCGAGGACGCAGUCCAGGAACGCGUCGAGGUGAUCAGCGUCAUGCUACAGGAUGCAAACGACGACGACAACGAUGGGGGCGGCGCCGCCAAUCUCAGUGGCCUGGGAGCCGCGUACAGCUGGCAGCAAUUCACCCUGAAAGUGGUCCGCUGGAUCCGCCGUAUGGACGAGCACAUCAUGAAACAAAUCGGACAGCAGCCCGAUGCCGGCGAGAUGCGCAAGUCCCUCGAGAAACAGCUCAGUCGGCCCAGAAGUGCCGGCAAGCACUUUGCCAUUUCCGAUCUUCUCAACACCAUGGACACCCCCGAGCAGCAGAAUCUCGACCAUAGCCUUGAGCAGACCCUCGUCCACGAGGCAAUCGAAGAGGAGGAGAUUUCCGAAACCGUUCCCGACCAGACUCUGGUACAUGAAGAAGACGACGACGAUGCAGAGGCAGAAUCACACAAGCUUCUUCCUUCAGCUGACAUGCAAACAUCCACCAAAAGAACCUUUCGGAAUUCAUCUGCGAUCGGACGCCUGACCCAGAGGAUGCGAUCUGUCCAUGGCCCCGAGGCAAGGCGUCGCCAGUCCGAUAUUUCGAAACCGGUGUCGCAGUCGCAGGAUGUCGCCGGUCGUCAUCACAGCGCGAGUCCUUCUCGUCGGCAGACUCUUCCGGCGCAACACACAGACUCCGACACCCGCGAGAUUCCUGCGUCACCCGAACAGGACCUCACGGUUGCCGAUUCCCAGUGGGAGGAGCAGCACGAGGAGACGAUCACCGAAGAACAGCGUGUUUCCAUGUCCGAUGACGAGCGCCCGGUCGCGUGGAGCGAAUCUCCUGAACGCGCUUCUCGGAUCCCCUCGACCCAGGAGCUCUGGCAGGCUGUGAGCCCGGCAACAAAGGGGCGUCCUACGAAACGGUCCCGGACGGAGAUCCUCCGCGGGGCCGUCAAGGGGUCGUUCAUCGACCGACAGGAAAACGCCCAUCGCGUGUCUCCGAUCGGCCAGGACUUGACCCAGUCUAGUACUACCAAGACAACAACAUCACGGAAACGACCAGCGCCAGAGACAGAUGAAGAAGAAGACGAAGAAGACGAAGACGAAGACGAAGACGACGACGACGACGACGACGAUGAUGAUGAUGACGAUGAUGAUGAAGACGACUCCGAGACCAAGGGGUUCUCACGAGACGACCGCUCGAUCGACGUUGCAGGCAAGCGGGCGCAGAAACGACGCCGGGUCGACAAUAAUGAGGACAGAGAAGCGACAGUCGGCCCAUCGUCUCAGUUACAAACCGGUCUUGCAGAGUCAACCGAGUGCACAACGCCCACACCGCGAGGGCGGGCGGCCGAGUCAACCAAGUCGUGGCCGCGGGCGCCCCCAAGCUCGUCCCAGCCGGUGCGCUCCCGUCGACGCUGGACCAACGCGGAGGAAUCGCGGCUGAUGGAGCUCGUCGGCGAGUUUGGCUGCCAGUGGGCGCGGAUCAAGCGGCAGGACGACCUGUGUCCUGCCAGCCAGGGGGGGCCUCAGCUCGAGGGCCGCGACCAGGUGCAGUUGAAGGAUAAAGCGAGGAACAUGCUUCUUGCAUUCUUAAGGUACUUCCUUCCUCUUCAUCUGUUGUUUAUCUCUGAAUGCUUCUUAUUCUAACUGAACAGAACUGGCCAGCCAAUCCCCCCGGGAUUCGACCAGGUGACACUCAACGCAAGCGAUCGACAGAAGUACGCACGCGAGUUGGCAUCGAAAUGAUUUUCUAUUCAGUUCUUGAUCAAGUGUAUUUAU